Molecule: messenger RNA, 2485 nt
Organism: Hipposideros armiger (great roundleaf bat)
Lineage: Eukaryota; Metazoa; Chordata; Mammalia; Chiroptera; Hipposideridae
Gene: UBAC2
Product: UBA domain containing 2
Exons: 9
Coding region: 257-1294 (345 amino acids)
Molecular function (GO): serine-type endopeptidase activity; protein binding
Source: RefSeq, a predicted model, not a curated record
CGCCCGUCGGAAAAAGCCGAAGAGGCGGAACCUCCCGCUGAGGACGCACUUCCCUUUCCAGGCAGGAAGGGAGGGGGUGACUGAGCGGUUAGACCCACAAGACGCGCAUGCGCCGUUCACAGGCGGCCCCCUGGAGUGGAAUCGAGUUGCGGGAUUCGCCGCCCCGCCGGGAGUGCGCCUGCGCGAUCGCCGGGUCCCUCCACCUCUGCUUCCCCUCCCACUGUCGCCCCGCGGGGGCUCCGGGUCAGACGGGACCAUGUUCACCAGCACCGGCUCCAGUGGGCUUUACAAGGCGCCUCUGUCUAAAAGUCUUCUACUGGUCCCCAGUGCCCUGUCCCUGUUGCUGGCCCUUCUCCUGCCGCACUGUCAGAGGUUCUUCGUGUACGACCUCCAGUCAGUCAAGGACGACUUCCAGAUUUGGAGGCUGAUAUGUGGAAGAAUAAUUUGCCUUGAUUUAAAAGAUACUUUCUGCAGUAGUCUGCUUAUUUAUAAUUUUAGGAUAUUUGAAAGAAGAUAUGGAAGCAGAAAAUUUGCAUCCUUUUUGCUGGGUUCCUGGGUUUUGUCAGCCUUGGUUGACUUCAUCCUGGUUGAAGCUGUCUGGUAUUCCUUUGGUAUCACCGCGUCCAGGAAUUUGCCUUCUGGAUUCCUGGCACCUGUGUUUGCUCUGUUUGUACCAUUUUACUGCUCCAUACCGAGAGUCCAAGUGGCACAAAUUCUGGGCCCGUUGUCCAUCACAAACAAGACAUUGAUUUAUAUAUUGGGACUACAGCUUUUCACCUCUGGUUCCUACAUCUGGAUUGUAGCCAUAAGUGGACUUAUUUCCGGUGUCUGCUACCACAGCAAAGUGUUACAGAUUCAUCAGGUGCUCUGCAUCCCCAACUGGAUGGCAAAGUUCUUUUCUUGGACGCUUGAACCCAUCUUCUCAUCUUCAGAGCCCACCACCGAAGCCAGAAUCGGGAUGGGGGCCACAGUGGACAUCCAGCGACAGCAGAGAAUGGAGCUGCUUGAUCGGCAGUUGAUGCUUUCUCAGUUUGCACAAGCAAGGAGACAAAGACAGCAGCAGGGAGGAAUGAUCAAUUGGAAUCGUCUCUUCCCACCUUUACGUCAAAGACAAAAUAUAAACUAUCAGGAUGGUCGGCGGUCUGAACAGCAAGCAUCCCCUCCUCUGGAGGUUUCUGAGGAACAGGUUGCCCGGCUCAUGGAGAUGGGAUUUUCCAGAGGUGACGCUUUGGAAGCCCUGAGAGCAUCAAAUAAUGACCUUAAUGUGGCUACCAACUUCCUGUUACAGCACUGACAUCCCGGCCAACAACCCUGGGAGUGGCCAAGCUGCUCACCACAGCAGGCACCGUCCCCACUACUGCAUCAGCCCAAGGACCCAGCAUGGACCAUCUGGCGCUGAUGUUCUCAUGUCCUUCUGGGCACAGGGUGGCCCCGCUGCUGUAUUCCUUAAUUCCAAGAUCGUUCCUGUUGAGUAUUGAAAAUUAGUUUCAAUACUCUAAGUUUGCCGUUAAAUUAGCAUGUGUUUUCUAUUUUAUUUUCUUAUUGGGUUUUUUCCUUAGUUUGGAGAAUCGUCACUCGUUUCUAAUGUGUUUAAACUGCAUUAAAAUUGGAGAUAAUCGGAAAGCGGUUGAAUAGCACUCCAGAUGGGAAAUGACUGCUAUUGUAAUAGUAUUCUUUUUAUUAUAAUGCAUCAUCCUACAAUAUAACUGUUGAUAAGUGCUAUAAAUGAGAAAGGGGCAUAUUAUUCAGAAAGGACGUGUCAGAUUAUUCCUCGUGGACUUUCCUCAUCACUACCUUUUUUUUCUCAAGUUUGCUUUCAAACCCCAGUGGCUGUUCAGUGUCCACACCCCUGCAGGGGGAAGUACCUCUGCCACGCACCGCCCUGGCCGGGCCUAGGGGAGGAGGGAGGGGCAGAGCACUAAGCCCUACUCUGCACUGUUCAGCCAUCCCUGCCCAGGGACGUUUUCCCACCUCCUUCUCCCCACUUCUGUUAAAAAAUAACAAUAAUAAUCACCAAAUCUAGGUUCUGGAGUACUCCACAAAACUUAACUGGAGUUAGUUUUGCUCAGAGUAUCCACAGUUAUCUACUCAGGCUAGGGGUGAAAGUGGGACAAAUCGAAAACAAAGAACAGUGGGCAGGCUGGAGAAACAGUGCCUAAGCCGAGUGCUCAGCGACUGGCCUGGUGCGGGCUCAGCCCUAGAACAGAAGAGAAAGUGCUUUGGCCGUCAGCUGCAGGGCCAGCCCCUCGGGAUGCAGGGGAUGACGGGGACCUGUGCAUAAGGCACAGUAGGCUGCAGAGGGUGCCGUCACAGAGAGCGGUGGGAAGGCCAGAGGUGGACAAGCAUGAAAAGAUCUAAAGUAGGGUGACUCUUGAGAGAUUUAUGGAGAUUGUGCAAUGAUUGCGUUCCACAAAACGAGCAGAAAUAUAUCAAAUUGAUGUAAAUUUGGACAUGUAUGAUACAAUAAAGUUUUUCAUGUGUUUUC